Molecule: messenger RNA, 2105 nt
Organism: Macadamia integrifolia
Lineage: Eukaryota; Viridiplantae; Streptophyta; Magnoliopsida; Proteales; Proteaceae
Product: beta-glucuronosyltransferase GlcAT14B-like
Exons: 4
Coding region: 422-1720 (432 amino acids)
Cellular component (GO): membrane
Molecular function (GO): glucuronosyltransferase activity
Source: RefSeq, a predicted model, not a curated record
GUCAAAUCCCAACAGAUAGAGAGAGAAAGACAGAGAGAGAGAGAGAGGGGCGGGGAGCCACCAUCAUCGUCAUCCCAUUACUGAUUACACUGAAACUGGUGUUGGUUACCAAUAUCGCCUUUACUCCAUAAACACGCUUAUUUAUUUAUGUUCUUUCUUGUUCACACUUCACAGAGGAUGAGAGGUUGAGAGAGAGAGAGAGAGUUCUCCUACACGGUGACGUCGCAAGAAGACCCAAAAAACCCAUACGGAACAAACACAGGCACACUUCCCAUGGUAAUGAGUGAAUAGUCUUCCCAGAACCGACAUCUAUUAUCUCUGCUAUGUUUCUCCUCAAAUGAAGAUUUUUUUGUUUUUCUGCUUCUUCUUUUAGUCACCCUUAUUCAAUUAGAUCUUGUCUAGACUCUCUCUGCUUCUUCACAUGGAGAACGGGAAUAAGCAGCAGCAGCAGCAGCAGCAGCAGCAACAGCAACAGCAGCAGCUGAAGAAGAAGAAGUGUUUCCUACCACUUGUGUGCUCUCUACUCUUGUCUUCCCUCUUCAUCUCUGCUUCUUUUUUAUCUUAUUACGGCCUUUCACCAUUUAUCCGUAGCUUACCCGAAAGAAAGACUCCAUUUUUCGUUGAAUCGAAGCUGCGAAUCUCUUCUACUUCUUCCAUUAACUCGAUUCCACGGAUCGCUUACCUUAUCUCUGGAUCUGCUGGAGAUGGGGAAAGUUUGAAGAGGACACUUAAAGCCCUUUAUCACCCAUUCAACCAGUAUGUUGUUCAUUUGGACCUCGAAGCUUCUCCGGCCGAGCGGCUUGACUUGCUCGAUUUUGUACGGCGUGAGCCUCUUUUUGUUAAGGUGGGUAAUGUUCGGGCUGUUGUGAGAUCGAAUUUGGUGACUUACAGGGGGCCGACGAUGGUUAGUAAUACGCUUCACGCGGCUGCCAUUUUGUUCAGGGAAGGGGGAGAUUGGGAUUGGUUCAUUAAUCUCAGCGCUUCAGAUUAUCCUUUGAUCACACAAGAUGAUCUGCUUCAUACACUGUCGCCCAUUCCAAGACUCCUCAACUUUAUUGAGCAUACAAGUGACAUUGGAUGGAAAGAGGACCAGAGAGCCAAGCCCAUCAUCAUAGAUCCUGGUCUUUAUAGCCUGCAAAAAUCUGACGUUUUCUGGGUUUCAGAGAAAAGGAGUAUACCUACAGCAUUUAAGUUGUUUACAGGUUCUGCGUGGAUGAUGCUAUCUCGCCCAUUCAUCGAAUAUCUUUUAUGGGGUUGGGACAACCUCCCACGUGUUGUCCUGAUGUACUAUGCCAACUUCCUGUCUUCACCUGAGGGUUACUUCCACACAGUCAUUUGCAAUGCUGUUGAGUUCCGCAACCAUACUGUUAACCAUGACCUCCACUUCAUCUCUUGGGAUAAUCCCCCAAAACAGCAUCCCCAUUUCCUCAAUGUCAAUGACUUCCAGAGAAUGGUUGACAGCAAUGCUCCCUUUGCUAGGAAGUUUGGCAGGAACGAAUCAGUGCUCGACAAGAUUGAUGAGGAGCUCUUGAACCGUUCAGCUGAUGGAUUUGUCCAUGGUGGAUGGUUUGAUGAGUGGAAAAACAUGAGCUCAAGUGUCCCACGUUACUCCCUGGUGAAUGCAACUGUGCUUAGGCCUGGGCCUGGUGCUGAACGACUCAAACGUCUCAUAAAUGGUUUGCUGUCGGAUGAAAAUUUCCAUGCAAAGCAGUGUACAUGACACCAAAGUGAGCAGAAUGACAGUUUAUGUACUGAAGAUGAUGAUCUUCAUACGUUGUACUAUACUAUAACACACCCAACUGGUUAUGGGAGCUGCUUGUUUUGCUUGUAGUCCAUGCUACUCUGUUUGGUAUAAUAACUCCAGGUGGAUGAAUUCUCCUUCCGGGUAAUGAUGGAUUUGAGAAGGCUUGGGGGGUUAGAGAGGAGAAUGAGUGGAAUGGUUAUGCAUGGGCUAUAGCAAUUCCAAGUAUGGGAGUGAGCAGAGUCCUCUAGUGCUGGCCUAACCAUUUAUCAUCUAUUGUCUGUGCUCUGUUUUGAUGUACAAUGGCCUAUAAUGCUGUUUUAAGUAUCUCAGUAGGGAAAUGAGUAAAUUUGGAUACGCUCUA